AGUGAUUCACUGUAGAUGUUCCAGGUGUUUUUCUUUCCCUUCAAAGCGAAGGAUAAGAAAACGGCCUCGAGUCCUGACGUUGUUAAGUCUGCCUGAGGAUGUACUUUUUCAUGUUCUGAAAGGCCUUCCUGCUGAUCAGAGCUGUGCACUCACAUCUUAAAUACCUUGUGGAUAAUCACGCUAGUGUUUGGGCAUGUGCAAGUUUCCAAGAAAUAUGGCCCUCUCCAAACAAUCUGAAGAUGUUUGAAAGGGCUGCUGAAAGGGGUAACUUUGAAGCUGCUGUGAAGCUGGGGAUAGCGUACCUGUACAAUGAAGGCUUGUCCAUCUCCGACGAGGGUCGUGCAGAAGUGAAUGGAUUAAAGGCAUCUCAUUUCUUCAGUCUGGCGGAGCGUUUGAAUGUGUGUGCAGCCCCAUUUAUCUGGCUUUUUAUCCGUCCUCCCUGGUCCUUGAGUGGAAGCUGUUGUAAAGCUGUGGUCUAUGAGAGUCUCAAAGCAGAGUGUCAGUUGGAGAAAGCUCAAAAAGGAUCUAUUCUCCACUGCUUGGCUAAGGUCUUGAGUCUCUUUGAGGAUGAAGAAAAACGAAAAGAAUCCCUUGAAAUGCUUGAAGAAUCUUCAAAGCAGGGUUGUUUAAACAGCUCCUACCUCCUUUGGGAAAGUAACAGAAAGGCUGCUAUGUCAGAUCCUGGCAGAUACCUCCAAAGUCUCAGGAAGCUACGGGACUACGCAGCAAAAGGCUGCUGGGAAGCACAGAUAGCUUUAGCCAAAGCUUGUGGGAAUGGAAACCAGCUGGGGUUAGAAGCAAAAUCUUCCAGUGAAAUGGUGUCUCAAAUCUUUCAAGCUUCCCUUCCUAUCAGCAAGCAAAGUAUCUUCACUGUACAGAAAGGAAUGAAUGAAACAAUGAGGUACAUCCUGAUUGAUUGGCUGGUAGAAGUGGCUACCAUGAAAGACUUCUCUAGCCUAUGCCUUCACAUGACAGUGGGAUGUGUGGAUCGUUAUUUGAAGCUGAGACCCGUACCUCGGGCUCGACUACAACUUUUGGGAAUAGCCUGCAUGGUCAUUUGCACACGUUUCAUCAGCAAAGAGAUCUUGACAAUACGGGAAGCUGUGUGGCUAACAGACAACACAUACAAAUAUGAAGACUUGGUCAGAAUGAUGGGUGAGAUCAUUUCUGCCCUAGAAGGAAAGAUAAGGAUACCCACCAUUGUGGACUACAAAGAAGUGUUGUCAAAUGUAGUCUCACUGGAGAGAAGAACUCUUCACCUUUACAGCUUCAUUUGUGAACUGUCACUCUUAAACACAAGCCUUUGCGUGUAUUCCCCAGCUCGGCUGGCUGCUGCAGCACUGCUGCUGGCCAGGAUACUACACAAGCAAGCGCACCCCUGGACCAGCCAGCUGUCUGAGUGCACUGGUUUCUCUCUUGAAGACCUGUUGCCCUGUGUGCUAAGCCUCCACCAAAAGUG
Pelecanus crispus (Dalmatian pelican) is the source of this 1459-nucleotide messenger RNA. The record is from RefSeq and is a predicted model, not a curated record. NCBI's taxonomy places the organism in Eukaryota, Metazoa, Chordata, Aves, Pelecaniformes, Pelecanidae.